Cimex lectularius (bed bug) is the source of this 3149-nucleotide messenger RNA. RefSeq names its product DNA mismatch repair protein Msh2-like. Lineage: Eukaryota; Metazoa; Arthropoda; Insecta; Hemiptera; Cimicidae. Bases 94 to 2850 code for a protein of 918 amino acids. The transcript is spliced from 16 exons. Gene Ontology annotation, molecular function: ATP-dependent DNA damage sensor activity; mismatched DNA binding; ATP binding. The record is from RefSeq and is a predicted model, not a curated record. Gene Ontology annotation, biological process: mitotic recombination; mismatch repair. Gene Ontology annotation, cellular component: nucleus; MutSalpha complex.
CGAGUCACAUGUUUACUGUAUCGUCAGUACAUCUUUAUGUUUUAUUAAAUUAUUUCGGAUAAAGAUAUCGAGGAACCAUUCCAAAACAUCAGGAUGACUGCUAAAAAUCACUUUUCCCUCGAUCUUUGUCAACAGAAAUUGUUUAUUUCCUAUUUUAGAAAUUUACCUGAGAAACCAUCCACGACUAUUAGGUUUUUUAAUCGGACUGACUACUACACAGUGCAUGGGAACGAUGCUAAAUUUGCAGCUAAAGAAGUAUUUAGAACAGAAGCCUUUAUUAAAACUAUCGGUUCUGAUAGUGACUCACUGGAUUCUUUGAUUCUCAACAAGUCCCAAUUUGAAAGUCUGAUCAGGGAUUUACUUUUGGUCAAGCAGUACAAAGUCGAGGUGUACACAAACAAGGGGAAUAAAAAUCCGAACAGCUGGACCCUCGAAUACAAAGGUUCACCAGGAAAUCUCAACCAGUUCGAAGAGAUACUUUUCUCUGGAGUUGAUCAACUUGAGGGAAAUUCUACCAUUUCUCUUAAAUAUGAUCCUAAGAAUAAAGUAACAGGAAUUGCUUUAAUUGACAUUAUUGAAAGUCAAUUUUUGGUUGCUGAGAUUCCUGAUGAUGAACAUUUUGCUAAUAUGGAGGGCGUUAUCAUUCAGUUUGGCCCGAAAGAAUGUAUAAUACCGAAUGAAUCUACACCCGAAGCAGCUGCUUUAAAGAAGAUUGCUGAACGUUGUGGGGUGCUUGUUACAAUGAGGAAAAAAUCUGAUUUCAACUCUGACGGUCUGGUACAGGACUUAAACAGACUUAUCAAGUUCAAUGAAGGUCAACAGCAGAGCGCUAACGUAAUUCCUCAAAUGGAAUUUUCGAAUGCUAUGUCUGCCUUGGCUGCAGGCUUAAAAUAUUUAGAGCUAUGUGCUGAUGAGGAUAACUUUGGAAAGUUUGAUAUUAAUACAUUGGAUCACGGAAGGUUUGUUCAUCUCGAUUCAGCUGCAGUGUAUGCUUUGAGCAUUUUGGGAAAUGAAUCAACUCCAUCAAAUAACUUCAGCAUAACUUCACUGUUAGAUAAAUGUAGGACCACACAUGGUCAUAGGCUUCUUCAACAAUGGAUAAAACAGCCGCUGAGAGACAUCAAUAUUAUAUCCGAUCGGCAUGACAUCGUCGAAUUUCUUGUUAACGAUACGGUUUUGAGACAAGCACUUUAUGAAGACCAUCUCAAAAAGUUUCCAGAUUUGCAGGCCCUUUCUAAAAAACUGGCCCGGAAAAAGGCCACAAUGCAAGAUUGCUACAGGAUUUACCAGGCUGUCGAAAGGGUACCUCCCCUCAUAAGUUUGCUCAAAGAAUACAAAGAAAAUAAAAAUUACCACACAUUGAGAGACAUGAUUGUCUCACCUUUUGAAGAAUAUAAUGCUGAUAUGGAAAUGUAUAAAGAAAUGAUUGUCACAACGAUAGAUUUGAACCUCGUUGAUAGGGGAGAAUUUUUAGUAAAACCUGAAUUCGAUGACAAUUUAGAAGCUUUACACAGUCAGAUAACCAAGUUGGAAAAGAAAUUGAAGGAGGAGAUGAACAAAGUCGCACAGGAUCUGUCUUUAGAUGCAAAAGCGGUAAAACUUGAGUCGAACAAUCAAUAUGGUUACUUCUUUCGCAUAACUUUAAAGGAUGAAAAAGCAUUAAGAAAGAAAUCCGCAUACAGCGUGCUCGACACAAACAAAAACGGUGUUAGAUUCAGAAAUGCAAGACUUGGGGAAAUGAACGAUGAAUACCUAACUUUGAGAAAUGAUUAUGAAGAACAUCAGCAGGUCGUAGUAGAUGGAAUCAUUUCAACUGCAGUUGGUUAUGCCUCAACGAUUAAUAAACUGAGCUUUACACUUGCUCAGCUUGAUGUUUUAUGCAGUUUUGCCGUUGUGGCAGCCUGUGCCCCAAAACCGUAUGUGAGGCCUGUCAUGAAACCGGCUGGUUCAGGGAUUCUUAAUAUGUCGCAAGUCCGGCAUCCUUGUCUUGAAAUGCUAGAUAACAUGUCCUUCAUUGCAAAUGAUGCAAAUUUCAACAAAGACAGUUCACUAUUUUACAUAAUCACCGGCCCGAAUAUGGGUGGUAAAAGUACAUAUAUAAGAAGCAUAGGGGUUGCAGCUUUAUUGGCACACAUUGGCAGUUUUGUCCCUUGUGAUGAGGCUGAAAUUUCUAUUCUCGAUGCCAUCCUAGCUCGUGUUGGAGCCAGUGAUUCUCAGUUUAAAGGAAUGUCUACUUUUAUGGUUGAAAUGGUGGAGGCCGCGAGCAUCCUUAAGAUGGCAACUGGUAAUUCUCUUGUUAUUAUUGAUGAACUGGGUCGAGGAACAUCUACUUACGAAGGAUGCGGUAUAGCAUGGGCCAUUGCUGAAUUUCUCGCCAAAGAGGUAAAGCCGUUCUGCCUGUUCGCAACUCACUUCCACGAGCUUACAAGGCUGUCUGAUGAAAUAAAAGAAGUUGAAAAUCUGCACGUUACGGCAGUGACGUCAGAAGAUUCUCUGACGCUUUUGUAUCAAGUAAAACAAGGAGCUUGCGAUCAAAGUUUUGGCAUACACGUCGCCAACAUGGCCAAAAUCCCUCCACGAGUUAUUAAUGACGCUAAGAGGAAACUUUCUGAAUUGGAAGAUUUUCAGAGCUUGAUCAAAUCAGAAGAUGAUGUCAAAAAAAGGAAAAUUGUCCAAGACGGUGAAGCUGUAAUAAAAACAGUCUUGGACCAAAUAAAAAAUGAGCACUUGGAAAAUCUAAGCGAUGACGAAUUAAAGUUGAAAAUUGAAAACCUCAGGGAAGAAAUUAUGUCAAAGAAAAAUACUUAUCUUGAAAUACUUACCAAAAAACCAAUAGAAUGUUUUCCUUGAUUGUUUUCUAAAAUUUCAUUGUCUCAUACAUUUUUUUUAUUCUGGUAAUACUGUAUAAUUUAUCUGCCCAUAUGAAAGUAUACUUUAGAUUUUUGGAAUUAUUUAAUGUGGGAGGGAGACCAAUAGAAUGUUUUCCUUGAUUAUGUUUUCUAAAAUUUCAUUGUCUCAUACAUUUUUAUUUUUUUUUUAUUCUGGUAAUACUGUAUAAUUUAUCUGCCCAUAUGAAAGUAUACUUUAUGGAUUUUUGGAAUUAUUUAAUGUGGGAGGGAGACCAAUAAAGAAUGUUGUCAAGAAGGCAA